Messenger RNA from Cricetulus griseus (Chinese hamster), 2932 nucleotides. NCBI's taxonomy places the organism in Eukaryota, Metazoa, Chordata, Mammalia, Rodentia, Cricetidae. The record is from RefSeq and is a predicted model, not a curated record.
AUGUGUUUUCUGAGAUCUAUUUGUUCGUCUCUCCUAGCUCUCCACUGUGGUUUGAAUCCACGGGGUAUUGAUCACCCUGCCCAUGCCGAAGGAAUUAAGCUGCAAAUUGAAGGUGAAGGGAUAGAAUCUCAAUCCAUUAAAAACAAAAAUUUCCAGAAGGUGCCUGACCAAAAAGGAACCCCCAAGAGACUGCAGGGAGAAGCCGAGACAGCAAAGUCAGCUACGGUGAAGCUGUCAAAACCAGUGGCCCUGUGGACCCAGCAGGAUGUCUGCAAGUGGUUGAAGAAACACUGUCCAAAUCAGUAUCAGAUCUACAGGCGAGCCCUGCUGAGACUCACCGACAAGAAGCUGGAACGCUUGGGGAUCGCCCAGGAGAACCAGAGACAGCACAUCCUCCAGCAGGUGCUCCAACUGAAGGUGCGGGAAGAAGUCAGAAACCUGCAGCUACUCACACAAGAAGCAGUAAACAAACCUGUUCCCAGAACUACACUGACAACAUUGAUGAUGGCAGCACACAAAUUAAGAGCCUCAGUGGAGGGUUCUCCAUAAACACGUUAGCCUUGCAAGCUGCUGUCCUGCCAGUGGAAACUGACAUGGCCCGUUCCCCAGAGAAAGACAUACUCAUGGUACUGCCAGAAGAGAUCCUUGGAGCACUUACAGAUUAACUGGAUUAACUGAGAAAAUGCCCGUUCAGUCAAGAUUAUGAAGUUUGGGAAGAGAAAAAAUUCUUGGUUUGCAGUGGAUUGUCAAAUGAGGUGCAUAACAUAUAUCGCCAACUCGUUCCAAGUGGCCAUUGGCAGACCAUUAGCUGGAAAAUUGCUUCCAGUUUUCAUCACUGUGCAUAACUCAAGUUCCCCUUGGGCUCUGUCUGUGCCCUUCACUAGAAGUCCUGUUUUAGCAUGGCAACUACUGGAUUAUUUCAUUAAGUGUGCAGAUGGCAUGAUGUCUUAGAAAAAAAAUACAAGAGUCUCAGUGGAAGGGUUCACAAUGUUAUGCCCUGGUAGGAAUGUAAACGUGUCUUGAUUGUGUUAGUUACAAUGUCCAAAGGUGUUCUGUCUAACGCUGAAGCACUUUAUAUGAGAAUGCUACACUGAGAUGAAAUAGCACAUUUGGUCCAUGUAGGAAAACAAAUGUUUUCUCUUUUCUUUACAAACCUUGUCUUAUUUCUGGCUCAGACUGUCCAAGACAAACUCCACUCCUAGUCGCCUCCCAGUUGUCUGUGGUAGAUCAGUGUAAAUAUGGCCACAAUACUGUUAGAUUUCACUUUCUGACACUUUACUGGAUAACUGGAUUACUUAUAGCACAAAGGGAAGUAGACGCUCGCCAGCCUGGUGACUAGACUAUUUGAAGUCUUGGUUCCUUGGACCCAAGCACAACUUAACACAUGACAUCAUGACACUCUGUACAGUAUGCUGCUCCUUGGCCGAUGCAUACACUCUUCUUCUAUAGCGGAGAUCUUCCAAACACAAAAACCAUUGUGGACUGAUGCCAAGGGAAGCAGAGUGCAACCUUCCUUAGUGGUCCCACUUCCACACUUAGGAAAACUUCCAGAGGUCAAGUUUAAGUCACAAUUCUGGAGAGAAGCAUCAAAUGACGCUCGCCCAACCCACCCUGUGUGCCUAGAGCAGUAAAACAUCGAGCCCACACGAGGUUUCUUCCCUAUUAAUACUUCCUGGGAUGUAUAUAUGACUGUUUUUUCUUUAAUUCUGUCUAACAACAAAGCACAGUUCUGGGAAAGCUAUCCAUUCAGUGGUUGCUUUCCUGAACACUAGAGAAGUAAUCUUUCAUAUUGAUUGCCCCUUGUGAUACAUUAGCAUCCUUUCCCUGGAAAUUGAAACUUGGUUGAAUCAAAACCUCAGCAAAGUGUGUUAUGAGUGCUCACUCACCUAACCUGAGAGCAUUAGGCAUCAGAGACUAAUAUUUAAAAGAGAUGUAACAACUUCUGGUACCCUUCCAGCAUAAGCAAGCAAGACUUUUGCAUUGUCUCCAAGCACUCAUUCUCUGUCUCCACUUGGGGUCUCAGGCGGUGGAAAGGCCUGAAUGGGAAGCACAUAGGAUAUCUCUCCACAGAAUGACACACAUUCUGUCAGAUGUGGGCUAUAGGAGGGCCUCCUGAUAGGGAACUCAGAGAAAUGGUAGCCACCAUGAGAUCUGGACUUUUCCUCGAUCACCAAAGACCCAUCAAAAACAGACCACAAUUCUCUAAACUGGUAACCUAAACCCAGGCUGCCAAUGUUCCCGCCCUACGACCCAUCCUUUUGUCUUAGUUCCAACAGCAGGGUUUAUGCAUCCCUUCACUCCUCCUUUUCAUUCAGCAAGCAUCUGUUGAGGGACCACCAUGUGCCAAGAACCAUGCUGGGCCAACUCUAGUAUAUAAGGCACACUCUUCUAAUUCUAUUGAGUUAUUUCUUUCUCUCUUGUCCCACAGUGCAAAUUCAAUUGAGACAUUCAUACCCCCCCACCCUUGCCAGAGAGAUAUAGGAAAACCUUCAUGACAGACAUCAGGCAGGUCCCAUUCCCGAAUGAGUGGGCAGCUUCAGAACACAUGGAGAACCUCGCUAGACAGCCAGCUAGGUUGAGCAGAGCUUCCCACAGCAGCUCUCAGUUGCUAGCUGACCCCAGUCUCUCCUUUCUAUAGACACUAGCAUUUACCACUAUGCUGGAUUCUCUGAAAUGCCAAUCCUGUAACUACUCCUAAAGAGCCUGAAUUGGUUCUAAUGAAUCCUAUAAAUCCUGCCAGGUGCUGAGAUCUCGGAGCUGGGAAUUAACUGGUGAUGCUCUGAGACUCCUGCUAAAACCCUUGGAGAACUGGUUGCACAAUGAGGUGCAGAUUCCACAAAGUGAUCAUGGGCUACUGUUAUUUUGGCUUUUGCAAAAUAAUCUGAACAAUUAAAAACAAGUUGCCUCUUUUUUUUUUUUUUUUUUUUUUGCU